AAGGUGAAGGAAAAUCCCACAAGGAAAGGAAAAAAUGGGAGGUGAAUGGAGAGUGUUGGUUGUUGUUGUUAUUGUUCUUAUUUUUCCGUUGGAUAUUUAUUGUUAUUCGGAAAUAGAAAUAAAAAAUUGGUGUAGCCAAACGCCAUAUCCAGCUCCAUGUGAGGAAUUUCUCAAAACCAAAGCCACUACAAAAAGAUCCCCAAUAGCCACAAAAUCUCAUUUCUUUGAAAUCUUAGUCGAAACGGCACUCGAACGUGCCGUUUCGGCCCGUCAAAACGCUCUUUCUCUCGGCCCAAAAUGCCGAAAUUCCAAAGAAAGAACCGCAUGGACUGAUUGCGUUGACCUCUACGACCAAAUCAUAACCCGCCUCAACCGAACCGUCGACCGCUGCACCCCGGUCGACGCCCAAACCUGGCUCAGUGCCGCUCUCACCGCCCUCGAAACCUGCCGAACCGGGUUGGAGGAACUCGGGGUUUCCGCUUUCGGCUACCCAUUGACGGCUAAUAAUGUUUCCAAGCUCAUUAGUGAUGGGUUGUCGGUGAAUAAACCGGCGUCGCCCGAGGGGUUUGAACCGCCGACCAUGGAGGACGGGUUUCCGACGUGGGUUCGUCCCGGGGACCGGAGAUUGUUGCAAUCUGGGUCUCCGAAGGCGAACGUGGUGGUGGCGCAAGAUGGGUCUGGGAAUUUUAAGACGGUGAAGGAGGCGGUGGCCGCCGCGAAGGGCGGCGGGAGAUUUGUGAUAUAUGUGAAGGCGGGGGUUUAUAGUGAGAAUGUGGAGAUUAACGCUAAGAAUGUUAUGUUGAUCGGAGAUGGAAUCGGAAAAACUGUCAUCACCGGAAGUAGAAGUGUCGGCGGAGGUUCCACCACGUUCCGAUCCGCCACCGUUGCCGUUGAUGGAGACGGAUUCAUCGCGCGAGACAUAACCUUCAGAAACACCGCCGGAGCGAAGAACCACCAGGCGGUGGCGCUCCGAUCGGGUUCCGAUCUGUCGGUGUUCUACCGCUGCGGCUUCGAAGGCUUUCAAGACACACUCUACGUCUACGCCGAACGCCAAUUCUACAAACAAUGCGACAUUUACGGCACCGUCGAUUUCAUCUUCGGCAACGCCGCCGUCGUAAUCCAAGAUUGCAACAUCAUCGCUCGCGAUCCUCCGAACAAAACCAUCACAGUCACCGCCCAAGGCCGCUCUGAUCCGAAUCAGAACACCGGAAUCUCCAUCCACAAUUGCAGAAUCACGUCCGCCGGCGGACUCAGCGGCGUCAAGGCCUAUUUAGGCCGUCCAUGGAGGCAAUAUUCCCGGACGGUUGUUAUGAAAUCUUCGAUCGGAGGAUUCAUCAGUCCUGCCGGGUGGAUGGAAUGGAGCGGUAAUUUUGCCCUAAAUACGCUGUAUUACGGCGAGUAUAUGAAUACGGGUCCGGGAGCAUCGACGGCGAAUCGAGUGAAAUGGAAGGGUUAUCGUGUGAUUACCAGUGCGGCGGAGGCUUCGAAGUUCACCGUCGGGAAUUUCAUCGCCGGUGGAUCUUGGUUGCCGAGUACCGGCGUGCCUUUCACCUCCGGCCUCUGAUUUGGUUCUGUAUUUUGUAUGUAUUCUUAAAAUAUUAAUAAUCGUUAAUUUGUUGAAUUAUACUUUAAUAAACAAGUUUCUAAUUAAGAAAUUAGAUUUAAUUAUAAUAAAAACACGUUUUGUUUUUACUUUUCUUUUCGUCUCCCAAUCCCAAAUGGUUGGGUUUGAUAAGAGAAACCAUUAUAUACAA
Molecule: messenger RNA, 1754 nt
Organism: Benincasa hispida (wax gourd)
Lineage: Eukaryota; Viridiplantae; Streptophyta; Magnoliopsida; Cucurbitales; Cucurbitaceae
Product: Plant invertase/pectin methylesterase inhibitor superfamily
Biological process (GO): cell wall modification
Molecular function (GO): pectinesterase activity; enzyme inhibitor activity
Source: RefSeq, a predicted model, not a curated record